CAAACGCCAUAAACACAAGAGAAGUAGGAGAAGAAAUCAUGGCGGCAGAUGAGGAGCUGGAGGAUUAUUUUGUUAGAGAGAUAGAGAAAAACAAUGGAUCUGUUUUAAGAAUGUAUCAGUGCAGUAAAGGAGAUGUGGGCUGUGUAGUAUGGGACGCUGCUAUUGUUUUAUCAAAAUAUUUGGAAACGCAACAGUUUUACAAUGUUGAGUCUGAUGCUAGUACAUGGUCAGCCAAAACCAUUAUUGAACUGGGCGCAGGAACAGGACUCGUGGGUCUCGUGGCUGCCACUCUAGGGGCUAAUGUCACAGUAACAGACCUGGAAGACCUGCAACAUCUUCUACGACUGAACAUUAGGAAGAAUCAAGGACUCAUCCGUACAGGCUCAAUUACUGCCAAGGUACUAAAAUGGGGAAAAAAUGUGGAAGACUUCCUACCUCAUCCUCAUUACAUUCUGAUGGCUGACUGUAUCUACUAUGAGCAGUCUGUAGAGCCUCUAGCGGAGACUCUGAAACUCCUCGCUGGGCCUGAGACACACAUCAUCUGCUGCUAUGAGCAACGCACUGUUGGUGUCAAUCCUGAGAUAGAAAAGAGAUUCUUUGAGUUACUUCUGCAAGACUUCCAGUCAGAAGAGGUCCCACUAGAAAAACAAGACUCAGAGUUUAGCAGUCCUGACAUUCAUCUCCUUCAUCUGCGACGCAAAGCAAUCUAAAAGCCUUCAGAGUUGUUUUAUAUUUGAUAGAGAAAAUAUAUCAAAGGGUUGAUUGUUAUGUGGGUCAGGUUUUAGUCAGCCUGUUUUUCUUAUCAUUGGUAUUUCUUACCAUUUUUUUUUUUAAAUUUUUCUCGCCUUUCAUAACUGGAACCUGCCUAACCCUGUUUUCACGUGAUUGUUAUGUGGUGGAGGGAGGUUACUCAAGCCUUGUCAGAAAAACAAAUGUACUGUAAGUGAUUUAAGGGGAUAUGUCUAUACAUGCACACGCAGGUUUAUAACGACUACAUUUAAACAAUUUUGCGGUAUAUGUUGCUUAAAGUUGAUUUAAAACUGUUCUGUCAAUGCUAUUUAAUAAAAUGCCUUGCAAACUGA
Molecule: messenger RNA, 1082 nt
Organism: Triplophysa dalaica
Lineage: Eukaryota; Metazoa; Chordata; Actinopteri; Cypriniformes; Nemacheilidae
Gene: vcpkmt
Product: valosin containing protein lysine (K) methyltransferase
Exons: 5
Coding region: 39-710 (223 amino acids)
Biological process (GO): peptidyl-lysine methylation
Cellular component (GO): cytoplasm; cytosol
Molecular function (GO): protein-lysine N-methyltransferase activity
Source: RefSeq, a predicted model, not a curated record